Molecule: messenger RNA, 3654 nt
Organism: Liolophura sinensis
Lineage: Eukaryota; Metazoa; Mollusca; Polyplacophora; Chitonida; Chitonidae
Product: homeobox protein Hox-A6
Exons: 2
Coding region: 14-1249 (411 amino acids)
Biological process (GO): regulation of transcription by RNA polymerase II
Cellular component (GO): nucleus
Molecular function (GO): DNA-binding transcription factor activity, RNA polymerase II-specific; RNA polymerase II cis-regulatory region sequence-specific DNA binding
Source: RefSeq, a predicted model, not a curated record
AAGACGGUGAAUUAUGAAUACAGACGCGGACUAUACACUGUGUAACCUGGACAGCCAAACAUAUACCAACUCGUUCUCCAACUCGGACAUUCCAGUUACGAUCUAUGGAUAUACUGGUAUAAACAACAGACAUAACAUAGAGUCGGCACACGUUCACCCGGGACUUACGUACGGGUCAGAAAAUGCCGCAUUUCACGGAUUAUCCAGCCCCGUGGGGGAACUGGGACUGGGAGGGGUGGAAAGUUUACGGUACCCUCACCACGGUCACCUACACGGCCAGCACCCCUCGCAUCACACCCAUCUUCAGCAACAUCAUCACCACAACUCGGGGGUCAUCACACGCAUCAGUCGAGGGGAGGCCGGCUACUCCCUGGCAGCAGGUAACGGUCCUCCCCCGGCUCACAUGCCAUCCCCACCCCUGGACUUCACUUCAUGUGGGGUAACAAACGGCAACGGUAUAUGCUCUGAACUGACUGUGUCGUGUGGUGACGGGCCGGAUCCGAGGGGCUACGGUCACAGACCGCACAUAGCUACGUGCGAGGCGGCCGGCCCGCCGCCAGGUACUGUACCAGUGCUACCAGUACCACCUCACGGACAAGAUAUCAUCACCCCCAUAUCCAGCUAUCACAAUCAGGGAGGCAUCCCUCAGUCCAUCUCUUCGUGCCCAAGUCACUGCAACAACGGCACGCCGACCGUAGUUCGUUGUACAUCUAGUCCGUACUCUUCCAUCCCUUCUCAUCAACAACCACCGCCUACUUCCAUGGGUAAUCCGUCUAUCGGCUCACCCCACCAAGUCAACAACAACAACAAUAACAUCAAUAACAACAACAACAACAACGGGGCUUUAGGGAGUCCUAACAAAGUAAGGCACGGAAGUGGAACGAGUCCGGACGAGACGUAUCCCUCAAGCAAACCAUACAAGUGGAUGCAAAUUAAAAGGGCACCGACAAAACCAGCGAAGGGAGAAUACACAUACACAGCCCCUCAACCGAAUAUGGGACGGACAAAUUUUACUAACAAACAACUAACGGAACUGGAGAAGGAAUUCCACUACAAUAAAUAUUUGACUCGUGCUCGACGAAUUGAAAUCGCGGCUUCCUUGGGACUCAACGAGACACAGGUGAAGAUCUGGUUCCAGAACCGGCGUAUGAAACAGAAGAAAAGAAUGAAGGAGGCACAAGGGGCCACGGGACUUGGAGACAAUGGCUGUACUUUCCCUAGUGAUCUGGACAGACUAGCGGUCCAGUAAUGAUCAUGUCUUGUGUAAGUCAGGGAAUGUGUGGCGGCUAUGUGUGGCUGAUUGUGUGAAUAUUUUCAUCCUCGGAUUUUAGUCCUUUUAGGCAGACUCAUGUCGUGAAUGGAGUAAAACGUCAUCUGUAAAUAUCUUCGGUUUUGCCCGAUCUGUGUAAGCCCAUGUAGGUGUGAUCUGUAAUAUACCAUCUGCCAGGCCAGUACAGGCAUCGCAGUCGCCAUUUUGCCUGUCUGAUCAGGCUGCCCUAUAGAUGGCGGUAAGAUAUUCUAGUCAGUAUGUGAGAGUAUUUACUGUUGUGACAUUCAGUUUGCUCUUGGUGGUUGGAACAAUAUAUGAUGUCCGGUCGCUAUAUUAUCACCUGCCUAAGAGACAAAUAGUGACGAACAGUAUUCGUCAUAGUGACGUAUCUUACGUCAGACAAUGACGCGUCCUUCGUCGAAUGAAUUAGCAAUGAUUGUAGACGAAAAGAUAACGUGCUGUCAUUUGUGCUAACAUGAAGUAUUACGAGCACUUUUGUUUAAGUUUUUCUUUCCAGAAAGUACAUUUCAUAAGCCACGGAGAUUUUAGUCAGCAAAUGCUGGAAACAUAAUAGGUUUGUAUUUGUUUAUUAUGGUUAGGCGUGUAAAUUGUUUGCAUUUCCUUUGGACGUAUUUUGUAAUUCCAUGUGAUUUUAGAUCUUGGUCGGGCCAAUGCUGGUCCCGUAUAAAAUGGACACAAACGCAAGGAAAGGGUCUGUUCUUAUGUUUACGUGUACUUGGCGUUGUCAGAUCAUUAAAGGCCUUCCAUUACUGGCGGUAACUUAAAACGUUAAGUCAAAUUGAUAUCAAGCAUCCAGUAUACCAAGCGACAGACAUCAGUAUUGCAACAAAGUUGGAAAACCCUCUUUUCUCUCUUGAAUAGUGUCAAAACAUUCCACUUAUGUUAUUAAAUUCUCACUAACAUACUAUUUGUGCACUCAAGCUGAAAUAGGUUGGAAAUUAUAACAGUGUUUAUAUUAAUACGUCAUACAGGUGUAUACUGUGUGUACGGUAAAUUUCAUGACAGUCUUCCUUCCACUUGCCAGCUGGGGCAUGUGCAUGAUUUUGUUUCCUGUAAAUACAUUUGUCAAAGUUUAUUUUGUUUAACCGGAGAAACACAUUCCAAGAGAGAUUCCUGUUGCACUUUAGAUUCGUCCGUCUUAGUAUUUAUGUGUCCAUUCCACCGAUUUUGGGUUUGUUGUAUACUAUAUUGACAUAUCCACAAUUUUCCCACCCUGUUAUAUCAGCGCAUUCCAUGUAGAGUAACUACGUCUUAUGUUGUUGGCCCAGUGCAAUUCACGGUGCACACUUGAACUGUGGGAUACGGCAGCGGGUCGCCCAGAAUGGUGGCAUGACCUAAUAGGUGUGCCUAAUGUUUCAGCGAGCAUGAAAUGCCUGUCAUUCUCUUCAGUGAUCAAAGAGUUAAUAAGAUUCAUUCCCAGUGCUCCGUAAUGACGUAAGCAGGGAAACAUGUAAAUGAACAGCUUUUAAAAAAAUUUCUUCCCACAAGGUACACAAAAUUGAAGGCUAUUUGAACUUAUUACUUCAUCUAGAAAUGAUUUAUGCAUUGUUUAAAAGGCAGAAUACUCAUAAGAAAGCCUUUCCUUUCGUAUUGCAUUGAAUCAAAUUCACACUUGUAUGUUUUCUGAUCUUUAUUCUUUAAAUGCACAUUGCAUUUCAAUUACCAUAUACUGUAUUUAGCCGUUCUAACGUUUUGUGUUCUCGUCAGAAACAUAACAUAACUAAUCCCCAGAAUCAAGUUUUGUGUGCCAAAAUACUUGAACACUAUAUAGCUUUAUCUAGAUCGAUCGAUUGUUUGUAAAGUCAAAAGAAAUAAAUUGAUCAGAUAUUGAUCAGCUUAAAUACUUUUAUACAGGUAACGUGUUAUGUUCUAAAAAUAAAUCCAACAAAGUAAAAUAAUCUUCAAUACAGACGAUCCAGACGGUUAUCUGGACCACAUAGAUCGACAAACAAUGAGUGUUAGUUACUGAAUUAAUGGGAUUUGCAGACUUGUAUAGCAGAAAAAGUUUGUUUAAAGAUUGUGAGCAAAUUGUGAGCACUUUAGCAUGUAUGUAUAGUACAGAGGUAAGUUGUGUUUGGUCAGUGUAUUCUAAUGGUUAUCAGAGGCUGUAUUCACUCGUGUCUUGUGCAUAGUUUUACACUUUAUCCGAAGUAAAUGCUACAAAUUAAAGCUAUGAAAAACAUUUUAUGUAAGUUUUUAUUAUUGUACAUUUUUACUUUAUUUAUUGUCUGGUAAUGUGCUAAAUAUAUUCUUUCGUGGUGUCCUUUUAUUGACAUGCACCUUGGUUUCCAGAGUUUGUCAACCCGCUGUGAAAACAACAUCCAUUCCACUUCAAAUCAAAAAAGAAAAGAAAUAAAACAAUA